This is a messenger RNA of Blepharisma stoltei, 529 nucleotides long. The record is from the annotation of a GenBank genome assembly. Lineage: Eukaryota; Ciliophora; Heterotrichea; Heterotrichida; Blepharismidae.
AUGCAAAAGAACCUCAAGAAUAAGCCAAAAUUCAAAAAAGGCCACACUAAAGCUAAAAACACUCCAAAGAUGAAGAAAAAAGAUAAGGGGAUGAGCUGGAAGGUUACUAAAGAUAUUGAUAAGAAAAUUGAGAAAGUUAUGGCAGCCAGAGCUGAAAAAUUCGAUGAGAAGUUUGAUUUAGUAAAAGCAGAUGAAAGGCAUCUUGAUAUUAAAGGCAAAAAGCAUCCUAAUCUUUUGUCCUGUUUACUAAGAAAAAUAAUUGAAUGUUUUAGAAAAAUUAUUGCUAAUCUUUAAAAAAAAUGUUUUAAUAUUUGGCUUAAUUAUUUUUAAUAUAUAUUAAUGCUUAUCAUAAAAAAAUCCCAAGCAAAUUAUAUUAAAUUUAAGAUAGCUACAUACGUUUUAUAAUUAAUAUAAAUUUGUCAUUAAAUAUUUGUAAACUUUGAUAUUAAAAGAAUAAAAAUUUUUUAAAUAAAAGUAAUACCCCACUAAAUAAACUAAAUAAGGGAGAAUUAAGAAAAAAAAAUCAUAA